Paramecium octaurelia is the source of this 1140-nucleotide messenger RNA. The record is from the annotation of a GenBank genome assembly. NCBI's taxonomy places the organism in Eukaryota, Ciliophora, Oligohymenophorea, Peniculida, Parameciidae.
AUGAGCAUUUAUUAAAAGAUAAGGUCUGCCUCAAACGAAUUCUUAAGAGAUCUAAAAAUAAAUGAUAAUCAAUAGUCCUUUAUUAUCGGGAUGAUAUGUGGAUAUUUUUUGUAACAUAAUUCAGAAUGUUCAAUGACAGCAUUAAAGGAUUAAAUUAAAGCUGUUCAAGAAAUGAUAACAAAUGGCUUAGUUAAAGGAAAGUAUUUUGAUGAUUUGGCCUCAUCUCUAAUAAGUAAUCUUGAGAAACCUAGAAAUUUCGAUUUCUAAUAAGGUGGAAAUGGCACACCAAUAUUGAACGAGGAUUAUGAUCAAAAAUAAAAUUUGUAAUUCGAAGAUCCAAAUGAAGAAGCCACAAUGGCAUUAAUAAAGAAAUUGCAGGAAGAAGAUUAGAAGUUCGCUUAGAAAAAAUAGAUUGAGGUUGAAUAAGUGGAUUGUCCUAUUUGUUUCUCAAACUUAAUGGAGGAAGAUGUGAUGCCAUUGGAGUCUUGUGUUCAUAUUUUCCAUAUAAAUUGUCUCAAAGAGUUGUUAUUGCAGAGUAUAAAUGAUAAGAGGAAAUAAUUAACAUGUCCGGAAUAGAAAUGUGGGAAGGAAAUAGCAUUAAACGAUAUUUCACAUAUUGUGGGAAAAGAGAAGAAGGAUGAAUUUCUGAACUACACACUCAAUAAGUUUGUUGAUGAUCAUGCAGCUGACAUGUCUUGGUGUCCAACUCCAGAUUGUCAAUAUGCCUUUGUAUUAGGAGACGACGAUGAUAAUAAUCAAUUCGCAUGUCCUUUAUGUAAGAAACAAUAUUGUUUGAAUUGCAGAGUCAUUUUUCAUAAAGGAUAAACUUGCAAAGAGUAUUAGAUCACAAACACUAGAGAUUAGAAUGAUGUGAAAUUUGAAAAGUUUGUUAAAGGCCAUAAAUUCAAGAUGUGCACAAAAUGCAAGUUCUGGGUUGAAAAGAAUUAAGGAUGCAAUCAUAUGACAUGCAGAUGUGGAUAUGAAUUUUGCUAUGUUUGUGGAGGAAAAUAUUUACAAUGCGAAUGUGUUGAAAAAUAAAAAUAAUAAUAAUAGGAAUUCUUAAGAUAAUAGCAACUGCGUAUCUAGUAACAGAGGGAAUUAAAGAAACAACAAAAAAAAUCAGGUAAAGGCAGAAGAUGA